Molecule: messenger RNA, 3001 nt
Organism: Closterium sp. NIES-67
Lineage: Eukaryota; Viridiplantae; Streptophyta; Zygnematophyceae; Desmidiales; Closteriaceae
Source: the annotation of a GenBank genome assembly
UUCGAUUAUCGAGUACUUCGUAGUUCAGUUCUACAGUUCUGAGUCAGGUUGACUAGAGGAGUUAGGCUCAUACCGAUUCAUCUAUACGCUUGUUUUCCUACGGCUUACUAUCUGUGCGCACAUAGUAAUCGUAUGCCCAGAGGCGUCUCUCUUUUACACAACUGCGCUUUGUGAGAUGGACUUAGCGACGCCUUUCCUCGGCGACGUUCGCCUGUUUACUCUCGCACGCUCUUCGCCGUCGGCUCGCCCGUCCAUGAGUCCCGCCACGAGUCCAAUUCAAUUAAUUCCACAUUCUCCUCUCCCAUCGCUUCCACCACCUCGCGUCAAUCCCUCGCCUAAGUGUAACUUAGUUAAACGUCCAGCCCGUCCGGUCCCUCCUCGUCCGAAACCGCAGCUGCCAACAGAUCCCGCCAGUUUAAGCGACUCCCAGGCCUCCUCCACCCUCGAUAGUAGCUCAUCAGCUAGUGGAACCCUCUCACGGCAAGCAGACGGCUCCUCCGAGCAGCAAACCGACUUUCCGCAUCCCCCCGGGGGAAGCAAGCUCCCCUUCGCUCCGCGCAUUCCCCCUCCGCCCGCGCGGAGGCCCGCAGCGACGCAUCGCCUCCGCCGGCUGCGGAAACGGACAGCGAACGGCACGUUCUACCUGUCGGACGAGCUCGCGGAUAUCACGGAGGUCUGGGCGUCGUCGAUCCUCCUCCGUCCGCCGCCGGCGGAAUCCAACGGUGGAGAUCCAGCGUCCGCGAACGCACCUUCCGCUCGCCCCCCUUCUCCUGCCGGCAAUAUCGAGGCUCCUACAACGCUAGGAGAGGACGUGGAGGAUUCGGUUGAAUCAGGAAGCGUUUCGGGCUUAGCGGCGUCGAGCGUGGUGUCAGAACUCGCGGCUCGAGUGGCGGGCGAGCCUAUAACGAGUAUAGAGAGUCUGGACCUGUCCCGUGUGCUUGAAACGGAGGUCGGGCCGAACGGGGUUUUAACGGAGGGGGUGGCGUCGGCUGUGCUUGGGGAGCUGUGCCGCGCUGGCAAGGGCCGGCAUGCUCUGAAGCUGUUCGACUGGCUCAAGGCCCGCGCGUUCCUCCUGUCCACGUCAGCACACACCUCCCUGAUCGCCGCAUUGGCGCGCAGUGGGCCCUAUGCUGACGCGGCACGUGUGCUGGCAGCCAUGCGCGCGGCCGGCCUCGCCCCCACCGUCCACGCGUGCACUGCUGCCAUGCAGGCCCAAUCACGCGCCGGCAGGUGGCGGGGGACGCUGCAGCUUCUGGACGAGAUGCGAGGGAUGGGGCUGAAGCCCGACACCAUGGCGUACAAUGCUGUGCUCACUGCUUGUGGAAGGGCCGGGCGGGUGCAGGAGGUGCUCUCUGUCUAUGCCGCCAUGCAGGACGACGAAUGCCGCCCGUCCACGGGCACGCGCGCGCUCCUCAUGAGCACGUUCGUCAGGGCCGAUCGCUGCGACCUGGCGCUACAGCUGUUUUUCGACGCCAGGCUGGCAGGCCAGCCUGUCACCCCAGACAUGCAGAGGGGGCUCAUAUGUGUCGCAUCUAAGGUGGGUCGCUGGCCCCUGGCUCUUGACCUGCUGGACGAUCUUCUUGCCACGUGGACUGACACAGAGGAGAGAGGACAGCGGUCAGGUGAAUUAACAGAGGGAGGGACACCUGCAGGUGAAUCCUCAGAGGAGAGGGCUCCUGGAGUGACGUCAGCUCGAGCUGCAGCGCCGGACUAUGUACCUAUGGAGGACAGCAUUAGUGCUUCGGAGGGGGCUUUUGAGGCGAGACAGGACCAGGGGUCUGCAGCGGCUGAUCUUAGCAGCUCUAAAGAAGUGCAGUUUCUUGCCGAGGCUCCUCUCCAACCGCCUGUUGCGGCCCCUACCGAACGGCCUCAGAACAGUCUCACAGCAAAGCAGCUCGGCUCAGCAGCAGCAGCUGCUGCUGGGGGGGCGAGUCUGUAUGGGAAGGCUCGGGGGACCGAAGCGGAGAGUGCGUGGGGCGAGGUGCUGGGGGCGCCCAACUCCUCUCUGCCGUUCAAUGCCCUCAUAUCCGCGCUGGCCCGUGCAGGCAAGUGGCAGAUCGCGCUCUCAGUCUUUGCCCGCAUGAAGAAACUGGGCAUCCCUCCGGACCACUUCACCUGGUCCGGGCUAGCUUCGGCACUGGCUCGGGCUGGAGAAUUCGACCGAGCCAUGGCGCUGUUCGAAUACAUGGGGGAGAGGGAGCGGCUGGAGCCGACGGUGGUGGUGUGCAACUGCGCGCUGCUGGCGUGCCAGCGCAAGGCCAAGUGGCAGCGCGCGCUGCAGCUGCUGUGGCGCAUGGAGCGCAUGGGCGUGCAGGCGGACGUGAGGAGCUACAGCAUGGUGAUUCGGACAUGCGAGCUUGCAGGCCAAUCCGAGGCAGCCAUGACGGUGUACCAGCGGAUGCAGAAGACCGGGUGCAAGCCCAACACCUUCACCCUGGCGUCACUCAUCCGCAUCCUCGGCAAGACCAAGGACUGGCAGGGAGCCGUCAAGAUAUUCGAGGACGCCCGGUCUUCCGGCGUCCCUCUUAAUGCGCACCUCUUUAACGCGUUAUUGGAGGCGUUGCUGCACAACAGGCAGGUGGCAGCGGCUCGGCUGUACCGGGUGCAGAUGAGGCGGUACAGAGUGGUGGAGGAUGAAAACACUCGAGCGAUUUUGAAGAGAGCCGAGCAGAGGGAGGUGGGGUGGGAUGCCGAGUGGGAGGAGGAGGUGAAGGAGAGGGAGAAGGAGAAGGUGAGGGAGAGGGAGAGGGAGGAGAGGGAGAGAGGAGAGAGGGAGAAGGCAGAUAGGGAGGAGAAUGAGGAGGGUGAAUUGGGGAAGGACAGUGUAACUUGGGAAAAUGAGGACGAUGUCUGGAGGUUAGGAAAGCUGUGAGAGUGGAUUUUAUAGCGAGUCCAGUUGUAGACCAUUGCUGGGGGGUCUGGAUUAAUCUCCAGUCGGCUCAUAACAUUUCAAAUGUCUAGAAAUUUCUCAUCUUUAUGGUAGACUCAUUUUUAGCCCUCG